Messenger RNA from Lizanozyma spartinae, 2175 nucleotides. RefSeq names its product serine/threonine protein kinase (gene SCH9). Gene Ontology annotation, molecular function: protein serine/threonine kinase activity; ATP binding. The record is from RefSeq and is a predicted model, not a curated record. Gene Ontology annotation, biological process: protein phosphorylation. The transcript has a single exon. The coding region runs from base 1 to 2175 and encodes 724 amino acids. Lineage: Eukaryota; Fungi; Ascomycota; Pichiomycetes; Serinales; Debaryomycetaceae.
AUGGAAGACCAUCAAAAUCAUAAUAUAGACGGUGGCCAAACAGCCUCCCCACAUAUCUCUAAUAAGUUUGUGCCUAAAGGAUUUGCCCCUCAUGUUGCUCCCACAACAGCCAUUUCAAGCAAUUCGGUAGCUUAUGGUACUAAUUCAAUCCAUGCUGACUAUGAUUUGCAUCGACAACAUUUUGAAAGACAGUUGCACCAACAAAAUAUCAACUAUCAGCAACAACUGUCAGCGACACCUCAUCAGGAACAAGAACAGUUAGCUGCUCAACUUCCUCAUCAUCAUCAACAACAACUGCUCCUUCAACAACAACAGCAACAAGAACAAGAACAACAACAACAAUGUGCUCCACAAACUUCUCAGCAAACGGCCGCUGCUCCCUUUGGCUAUUCUGUAGACCAACCUCUUAUUAUUACGACAGAUGAGACUGGCCAGAACGUUCACACGCAAUCUGAAGCUUCUCAACCUAAGGGAAAACUUAAGGUUAAGAUUGUUGAAGGGAAAGAUAUUCAGGCAACGCAACCAUAUGUUGUAUGCACUUUUGAAUCAUCUGAGUUUGUUACUACUGCUCCAGGUUCCUUUGGUGGUAAGUCACUGUUGAAUCAUGGGUAUGGUCAUCAUGACUCAGCUCACGGGGCUCAAGGAAGAGCAGGUGUUCCAAUGAAAAAUAAGCCAAGGCCCAUGUAUCAAAGACAAACCCUGACUCAACAAUUGACAAUGAUGGAUUCAACCAAUCCCGUUUGGAAUUAUGACGCACUGUUUGACGUUGUAGGAUCCAAGUCUGAGUUAGAUGUGUCAGUGUAUGAUGCCGCUAGGGAUGAUGCAUUCUUGGGCCAUGUCCGUAUAUUUCCAACCAAUAAAAAAGUGAGUGAAGAAUGGUUUGAAUUGAAGGCUAGAAUAUUGGGUGAAAGGGUUACAGGUGCUAUUAAGAUUUCAUGGGCCUUUUCCUACGAUAAUUCUAAGAAGCAAAUUGGUCCUGAUGACUUUGAAAUGUUAAGACUAUUAGGUAAAGGUACUUUUGGUCAAGUUUUCCAAGUCAAGAAAGGAGAUACUGGCCGUAUUUAUGCCAUGAAGGUACUUUCAAAGAAAGUUAUUGUGAAAAAAAAGGAAAUUGCUCAUACUAUUGGUGAGAGGAAUAUCUUAGUUAGAACUUCAGCUGCUGGUUCUUCAUUUAUUGUUGGACUCAAAUUCUCUUUCCAAACACCAACUGAUUUAUAUUUGGUUACUGAUUAUAUGUCUGGAGGUGAGUUGUUUUGGCAUUUGCAAAAAGAGGGUCGUUUCACUGAAGACAGAGCCAAGUUUUACAUUGCUGAAUUGAUUCUUGCAUUGGAACAUUUACAUGAUAAUGAUAUUGUUUAUAGAGACUUGAAGCCAGAGAACAUUUUGUUAGAUGCUAAUGGUCACAUUGCCUUGUGUGACUUUGGUUUGUCAAAAGCCAAUUUGAAUAAUGAUGGUACAACAAACACCUUUUGCGGCACAACAGAAUAUUUGGCUCCUGAGGUAUUAUUGGAUGAAUCUGGAUACACGAAGAUGGUUGAUUUUUGGUCUUUAGGGGUUUUGAUAUUUGAAAUGUGUUGCGGUUGGUCUCCAUUUUAUGCUAACAAUACUCAACAAAUGUACAAGAAUAUUGCAUUUGGGAAGGUAAGAUUCCCCAAGGAAGUUUUAAGUACUGAAGGUAGAUCAUUUGUCAAAGGCUUAUUGAACCGGAAUCCAAAACAUAGACUUGGUGCUAUUAAUGAUGCAAGGGAAUUACGGGCUCAUCCAUUUUUCAAUGACAUUGAUUGGACAUUAUUACGUAGCAAGUCAGUUCCACCACCUUUUAAACCUCAUUUGACUUCAGAAACAGACACAUCCAAUUUUGAUCCCGAAUUUACAUCCGAAUCAACUUCUGUCAUUCGGAAACAAUUGGAAUUGGCUUCAACUCCAUUAUCCCCCGGGAUCCAAGCCAAUUUUAAAGGAUUUACAUAUGUCGAUGAUUCCACGAUUGAAGACCAUAUGGGGAAGUCUGCACGGUACAACAAGUUCAUGGGUCCUGGCUCAUUUAUACCCGGCAAUCCCAACUUGCCUCCAGAUGAAGAUGUGAUUGAAGAUCAAAUUGACGAAGAAGAUGAGAUGGAAAUCGAAGACCAACAUAUGGAUGAUGAAGAGUUUGUGAAUGGGAGAUUUGAGGUAUAG